Messenger RNA from Scatophagus argus, 598 nucleotides. RefSeq names its product peptidyl-tRNA hydrolase domain containing 1 (gene ptrhd1). NCBI's taxonomy places the organism in Eukaryota, Metazoa, Chordata, Actinopteri, Scatophagidae. The record is from RefSeq and is a predicted model, not a curated record. Bases 43 to 423 code for a protein of 126 amino acids. Gene Ontology annotation, molecular function: peptidyl-tRNA hydrolase activity. The transcript has 2 exons.
GAAAAUAAACAAACCUUGAAUCCGUUCCUGUACAGCCUGAAAAUGGCGGCCCCGGCAGCCGGGUCUCCACGCAGGCUGGUCCAGUAUGUUGUUGUCCGGUCGGAUCUGGUUCACAAGCUGUCCUGGCCCCUGGGGGCCGUUAUAACUCAGGCCUGUCAUGCUGCCACCGCCGCCAUUCACCUUCACUACGAAGACCCGGACACGCAGCAGUACCUGGCAGAGCUGGACUCCAUGCAUAAAGUGGUACUCGGGGCUCCAGAUGAGGCCGCUCUCUCUGGCCUGUCAGAGAGCCUCACACAGGCUGGGGUGGCCCACAAGCUCUGGAUCGAACAACCGGAGAACAUCCCCACCUGCUUGGCUCUGAAGCCUUGUCCAAAAGAGACUGUCCAGCCACUGCUGCGCAAGUUCAAACUCUUCAAAUGACCUCCCUGAAAGACGCCGUCCACACAUGGACUGCAGCGCGGCGGCGGCGGUGGCGAGGAAGAAGCCGCAGAGGCGCUUGAGUUUCAUCUAUAAAAGGACAUGUCAAAGUUGUGCUCUUCUUCUUCUUCUCAGUGCAUCCAAUGUCCACGAUUAAAGUUGGAAAAUACGAAGUUCA